Molecule: messenger RNA, 624 nt
Organism: Penaeus indicus
Lineage: Eukaryota; Metazoa; Arthropoda; Malacostraca; Decapoda; Penaeidae
Exons: 7
Coding region: 1-624 (207 amino acids)
Source: RefSeq, a predicted model, not a curated record
AUGGGUAUGGAGUGGGGUGGAAGUGGGAUGUCUGGCCACAACCGGGGGGGCGAGGGCAGGGGGCGCCCCAACGGCCGAGCCUACCACCCCAGCGAAAUCCCGCCCUACGAGAACUCAGGGGACAGCCUCGAGCCCCCGUACUACGUUCAGGACCUCAAUAAACACAGGAGUCUUGACGACGUCAAGAAGAUGCCAGAUGAAUACCGCCACGGAGGCCCAACAGAACCGCUCUACCACCAGCCGCCCACAGCACUCGAGCCCCAGGACAGAUAUCUUUCGAAACGCUUGCACUGUGAAGCAGACACCACAACGAAACUUUUAUUUCCAACCAUGUACCAUGGCGGGUGCGUAGCCGGAGAAGUUCCUGGUCUCGUCCCCGCCGGUGGCAACUCACUCACGUCACCUUAUUUUGCUCAGAACCAGCUCCGGAUGGCUCAGGCUGGUGGGCGGAGGUUCUCCCCUCUGAGGCUGCCCUUAGGGGCCUCCGGCUCGUCCUGGAGGAGGUGCUCUUGGAGGUGCACCACCGUCGUCUUCGUCUGCGUCACUGUCUGCCUCGCUGCCGUCACCACCUUCCUUGCCAAUCUUCACUUUCAAAAGAUUUUCACACUGAGAACACUUAUUUAA